Cryptomeria japonica (Japanese cedar) is the source of this 2924-nucleotide messenger RNA. Its product is annotated as pentatricopeptide repeat-containing protein At1g11290, chloroplastic. Gene Ontology annotation, biological process: RNA modification. The coding region runs from base 195 to 2693 and encodes 832 amino acids. Gene Ontology annotation, cellular component: intracellular membrane-bounded organelle. NCBI's taxonomy places the organism in Eukaryota, Viridiplantae, Streptophyta, Pinopsida, Cupressales, Cupressaceae. The transcript has 2 exons. The record is from RefSeq and is a predicted model, not a curated record. Gene Ontology annotation, molecular function: protein binding; RNA binding; zinc ion binding.
UUAAGAAACAAGUGAGUCGAGGGCCGGCGGAUUACUUCUACUUUGCCGGCAUGGAAUGGCCAAUGGCGUUCGGGGUAGAGACCAAGCGACUGGAACAAUACGAAGAAAUAGAGAAAUGACAGAAACAUCAAGCUGGAUUCUGAACUUGAAGCUCGAAAGGCAUUUGGUUUAAAAAUUCCCACUACAGGCGAUUCAUGAACGAAAUAUGCUUUGCAUGGAGACCCGAUCCUUCCCAUUAUCUUCUUAUCUGGAUUAGACCAUGGACCGGCUUGCUAAGAUUAAAUUACUCAAAUUGUGUAAGAGUUAUGUUUUUUUCAAGAGCAUCGGCACUUCUUUCGAACUCUCUAAUUUGUGUGCGCGCAGAGAUUAUUCAUACUGGUUUUUUCGUGAAUUGGGUUUUUAAACUGACAAAUAAAAAUCCUAAAUGCGGAUCGCUGGCCAGCAAUAUGGGUUGUUUCAAUACAUUGGCAGCUCUGGAUUUCGAAUUCUACGCUUCUCAAUUGAUCAGAUGUACCAAUGUAAAAACUUUGAAACAAAUCCAUACCCGUAUGCUCAUUUGUGGCCUCGACCAAAACAUGUUUUUGGGUACCAAGCUUGUGAGAUUGUAUGCAAUGUUGGGUAGUCUGAACAACGCUCGCCAAGUGUUUGAUAGAAUGUAUAAACAAGAUGCUUUCUUGUGGAAUGUGAUGAUUAGAGGAUAUGCUACAUUUGGCCAGUGCGAGGAAACGCUGAUGCUUUACAACCAAAUGCAGCAGGUAGGCCUACAGCCAGACUGCUUUACUUUUCCCUUCGUUCUUAAGGCAUGUGGUGGUCUCUCAGCUAUACACGAAGGUAAGCGAAUCCAUGAACAAAUAGUUGAAAUCGGUCUUGAAUCAAAUGUAUAUGUGGGAGCUGCCCUUGUAGAUAUGCAUGCCAAAUGCGGGAGUAUGGAGGACGCACGCCUAGUGUUUGAAAAAAUGUAUACUAGAGACGCCGUCUUGUGGUCUGUGAUGAUUGUGGGAUACGUCCAGAGUGAGAAUGCUCCUGAAGCCCUGAGUCUUUUCAAUCAAAUGUUGCUCACAGAUUUGAAACCUAAUGCAAUUACUAUUGCAAGUGUUAUCUCAGCAUCUGCUGCCAUGGGAGAUCUGCAACAAGGUGAGUUGAUUCAUGAGUAUGCAGUAAAAAAUGGAUUUGGUUCAGAUGUUUCAGUGGUGAAUUCGUUUGUAGCUAUGUAUGCUAAGUGCGGGAAAUUGCAGGUUGCUCGUGACUUGUUUGACAAAAUGUCUGAACGAGAUGUUGUCUCUUGGAAUGGAAUGAUUGCGGGGUAUCAACAUAGUGGAGAUGCUAGUAAAGCCUUGGCACUUUUCCAUCAAAUGCAGCUGGAAGAUGUUAAACCGGACUUACUCACCAUGGUGAGUGUGCUUGCAGCGUGUGCUGACUUGGGAGAUAUGCAGCGGGGCAGGUGGAUGCAUUCUAGCAUCAUAAAAAGUGGACUUGAAUUGUAUGUUUCUAUCGGCAAUUCUCUUAUAGUGAUGUAUGCUAAGAGUGGGAGUGUAUGUACUGCACGUCUAGUUUUUGACUUAAUGCCUAAGAGAGAAUUGGUUUCGUGGAAUGCAAUGAUUGCGGGUUAUUCUCAGAAUGGACUUGCCAAUGAAGCUUUAGAUCUUUUUCAUGAAAUGCAGGUGGCAGAUGUGAAACCAAACUCUUCUACCUUUGGAGUUUUGCUAUCAGCUUGUGCUCAUUCUGCAGCUUUGGAGCAAGGCAAGCAGAUUCAUGAUUGCAUAAUUGCAAGCAAACUUGAUUCAGAUCUCUUCGUUACUACCUCCUUAAUAGACAUGUAUGCAAAAUGUGGGAGUCUAGAAGUUGCGCGACUGUUGUUUGACAAAAUGAACACCAGAGAUGUGGUUUCAUGGAAUGCAAUGAUUGCAGGUCAUGCAGGCCUAGUGGAUGAAGGAUGGCAAUACUUUGCUUGCAUGAGUCAAAUUUAUUGCAUUGCACCCAUGGCAAGGCAUUAUGCAUGCAUGGUUGACCUUCUUGGUCGUGCAGGGCAGUUAGAUAAAGCAUACGACUUCAUCCAAAAGAUGCCAUUAGAACCCGAUGCUGGUGUGUGGGGUGCCUUACUUGGUGCCUGUAGAAUCCAUUGCAAUAUUAAGAUUGGGGAAAAAGUGGCAGAACGUAUUUUUUACAUAGAUCCGGGAAAUGCUGGAUAUUAUGUAUUACUGUCAAACAUCUAUGUUGGAGCUGGGAGAUUUGCUGAUGCAGCAAAGCUCCGUGCAAUGAUGAAAGACAAAGGAGUUAAAAAGAAUCCAGGAUGCAGCUUAAUUGAAAUAGAUAAUAGGGUUCACACCUUCCUUGUAGGUGAUAAAUCACAUCCUCGGUCUCAAGAAAUUUAUGCAGCAUUGCAGGUUUUGGUUGCUAAGAUGGAGGAAGCAGGGUAUGUGCCUAAUACAAACUUUGCACUUCAUGACAUUGAAGAUGAGACGAAGGAACACUUACUUUAUAGUCAUAGUGAGAGGUUGGCCAUUGUUUUUGGGCUUAUAAGCACAAGCCCUGGUACUCCUAUCCGUAUUACAAAGAAUCUUCGUGUCUGUGGUGACUGCCAUACAGCUAUUAAGUUCAUUUCCAAUAUUGUUAAACGAGAAAUUGUUGUGAGGGAUGCAAAUCGUUUCCAUCAUGUGAAGGGUGGUUUGUGUUCUUGUGGUGAUUACUGGUGAUACUAAUAAAAGCAGUCUACAAAAGCAUUUGCUCACUAAUGUUGUGGUUUACUUGUACGUUCUCAUUUGUGUCUGCAUUGACCACUUGAGACGACAGUAAGUUAUUAUGCAUUUUGUUGAGUCUUUUCUCCUACAAAAUACAAGUUGGGAGGUGGAAGGCCAAGAACAAAUGACAAAGAAGGUUUGAAUAUUUAUUUCUAAAUCUAUAUAUUUAUUACUGUUCUUUUUUUU